CAAUCGCAUUCUCAUCUCCACGAGCGGAUUCUCGAUAUUCAAUACCCGAUACUGAUACUCACGAUAAGCAAGGAACCACCGACGUCAUCUCCACCGUCACCAUGGGUAAAGGCGGUCGCAUUGUCUGCAUCUUCACUCCAUAUGUCCUCACCAUCGCAUCCUUAAUAUGCAUCAUCAUGGUGGGCCUGGGCUGCACCAAAUCCAGCUCAGACACGCUAAAUGAUCUCUACUUCUUCAGAGCCAACCUCGAUAACAUCACCUCCAAAGCCUCGUCCACAGUUUCAACGGUACAAUCGGUCGUCGACGACAUCACCGGUGUGUCGGAUGGCGAUCUCUCCGCCGCGCUGGAGGAAAUCGAGAAGGAAUACAACAUCGCCGACUUCUACACCAUCGGUCUCUGGGGCUACUGCGAAGGCAACAUCACCAACAGCAGCACCUACCACACCACCAACUGCUCCAAGCCCGAGGCCGAAUUCUGGUUCAACCCUCUCGAUGUGUGGAACCUGGAAGACACGGGUCUGGAAAAUGCCCUUUCCAGCAAAGUGAGAAAGGCCCUCAACACCUACCACUCCGUCUCCCGAUGGAUGUUCAUCGCCUACAUCAUCGCCUUCGCUGCCACCAUCGCCGAGCUAGUGGUCGGAGUUUUCGCCAUCUGCAGCCGCUGGGGUAGCUGCGUGACGAGCUUGGUGUCUGCUGUCGCCUUCUUCUUCACCACCGCCGCCUCCAUCACUUCCACCGCCAUGUUCGUCGUCCUCAAGGGCGUCUUCAAAGCCGAUCUCGAGCAAUACGGCAUCAAAGGCUCCAUGGGCAAGAACAUCUACGUCGCCACCUGGCUCGCCGUCGCCUUCUCCCUGGGAGCCAGUCUCUUCUGGGUCCUCAGCUCCUGCUGCUGCUCCGGUCGCUCUCCCUACAACCACCGCAACCGUAACAACACCCGUGGCGUCAUGGCCGAGAAGACUCCCUACACCUACGAGGCCCUGGGUCCCUACGGCCAGCCUCAACAGACUCCCUACACCAACACCUCGUACCCUCCUCCGCCCCCUACCCACCAGAACCAGGCCAACACGAGGACGAACGCCUAUGAGCCGUUCCGUCACGUCUAAACCACCACAACCACAACCACAAACAUUAAAAAAUACCCCCAAAACAAACGGGAACCAAUAUCCACGACUCACACUGGCGUUCUAGGUGGAGUUGCUUGGAACUAAUGACACCCUUAUGACGAUAUUUUCUUUUACAUUUUUUUCUUCUUUCAUUGUUCUUAGCUAGCCAGGAAAAGGCAGGAAGCUUAGUACUUACUAGUACAUACCCGUGAUACCCCGAGUAUGGAGGGUUGGAAUAGAUUAUGGGACUCAG
This is a messenger RNA of Aspergillus ibericus CBS 121593, 1356 nucleotides long. RefSeq names its product SUR7/PalI family protein. Bases 102 to 1103 code for a protein of 333 amino acids. Gene Ontology annotation, biological process: fungal-type cell wall organization. Gene Ontology annotation, cellular component: plasma membrane; cell cortex of cell tip. The record is from RefSeq and is a predicted model, not a curated record. The transcript has 3 exons. NCBI's taxonomy places the organism in Eukaryota, Fungi, Ascomycota, Eurotiomycetes, Eurotiales, Aspergillaceae.